AUGUCGCUCGUCCAACUCUCACAUGUCUGCUCACACCUUUCGAAUGCCAGCAAGGCUCGGUUGGCUUUGACAUCUAUCCCGAAUUCGAACCUUCAUCUCUCUCUCUCGAAUGCCCUUCUCGAGGCUGGGUUCAUAUCAUCCGUCGUCCGAGGUGGCCCAACUCCACCGGCGCGCCACCUGCUCUUGAACCAUCCUGCGGUCAACGAUGAGUUAGAACCCAUUGAGCCAGUCACCCAAGCCAAUGUUGCGUCAAGACGACUAUGGCUAGGACUCAAGUACUGGCAGAGUGAGCCGGUUCUCAGCAAAAUAUCAAUGGUCAGCAAGCCUACUAGACGGAUAUACGUGGACACCGAGGCGCUACGGGAUAUCGUAAGAGGGUCGAAGAGCAACAUGGUCGCCGGGCUGAGGAACCCUGGUGAAUGUCUGUUUCUCAGCACUGAUCGUGGAAUAUUGGAGUCUCGGCAGUGUGUUGAGAAGAAAAUAGGAGGGCUGGUUCUAUGUCGUGCUGUUUAG
Arthroderma uncinatum is the source of this 513-nucleotide messenger RNA. RefSeq lists its product as uncharacterized. Lineage: Eukaryota; Fungi; Ascomycota; Eurotiomycetes; Onygenales; Arthrodermataceae. Gene Ontology annotation, molecular function: structural constituent of ribosome. The transcript has a single exon. Gene Ontology annotation, cellular component: ribosome; mitochondrion. Bases 1 to 513 code for a protein of 170 amino acids. Gene Ontology annotation, biological process: translation. The record is from RefSeq and is a predicted model, not a curated record.